Molecule: messenger RNA, 2285 nt
Organism: Cryphonectria parasitica EP155
Lineage: Eukaryota; Fungi; Ascomycota; Sordariomycetes; Diaporthales; Cryphonectriaceae
Exons: 7
Coding region: 362-1795 (477 amino acids)
Biological process (GO): peptidyl-serine dephosphorylation
Cellular component (GO): cytosol; protein phosphatase type 2A complex
Molecular function (GO): protein phosphatase regulator activity; protein binding
Source: RefSeq, a predicted model, not a curated record
GACAUCAUACCCCGCACCGCUUGCCAUCACCACACCCAACCCAUUUUCACAACAUCUCUGAUUGCUUUCUGAAGGCUAGUCUUGCAAUUCAACUGGCCCUGCCCUUCUAUUCUGCUUUCUCUCCCACUCCCGCCACAUUCCCAACCACAUCGCUGUUUCGAUUUAUUUUCGCCUCCUACAUCCUUCGAUCUGCAUACCGGUCUCAGAACUCCCUCGAGUUUGCUGCCGACAAAGGACCUCCCCACCGAAUCGACUGAACCGGUCUCGCACUACCAAGAUACAUCAUUCCGUCGGGGUCCCGUUCAGCAGCUCACUGUAGCGUGGAGGCCGUCCUUCACCUACGCUCACGACAACCGCAACCAUGGUGGACUCAGAACCUGGCUCGCCAACAUGGAAGUUUACACAGUGCUUCGGAGACAAGGGCGAUGUGGAGGAUAUCACGGAAGCUGAUAUCAUAUCGACCGUCGAGUUUGACCACACGGGAAACUACCUGGCGACUGGCGACAAGGGUGGUCGGGUAGUGCUCUUUGAGCGCAACGAGACUAAAAAAACCUGCGAGUACAAGUUCCACACCGAGUUCCAAUCCCACGAGCCCGAAUUCGACUACCUCAAGUCUCUCGAGAUCGAAGAGAAGAUCAACAAGAUCAAAUGGUGCCGCCGACAGAACGCUUCCCACUACCUCCUGUCUACCAACGACAAGACGAUCAAGCUAUGGAAAGUCUUUGAGAAAUCCCUGAAGGUGGUGGCCGAGAACAACCUCUCGAGCGAGGCCACGCCGGGCGGAAUUGCAGGCGGUGGCGGCGCCCCGCGGGCGCUACCCAGUGCUAUCAAGAAUGCGGGUGAUCUCAAGCUGCCUCGUUUGACACAUCACGACACGGUCGUCGCAGCUGUUCCCCGGAAGACAUACGCGAACGCCCAUGCCUACCACAUCAACAGCAUAUCCGUCAACAGCGAUGGGGAGACGUUCAUUAGCAGUGACGAUCUCCGCAUAAAUCUGUGGAACCUCAACAUUCAGGACCAGAGUUUCAAUAUCGUGGACAUCAAGCCCGCGAAUAUGGAAGAGCUUACGGAGGUCAUCACAGCUGCUGAGUUCCACCCCAUGAGCUGCAACUGGUUCAUGUAUGCGAGCUCCAAGGGCACAAUCAAGCUAGCGGACAUGCGUGAGAGCGCACUCUGCGACCAACACGCCAAGCUGUUCGAGCAAGAGGAGGAUCCAUCGGCGAGGUCCUUCUUCUCAGAGAUCAUCUCGUCAAUCUCAGACGUGAGGUUCUCGUACGAUGGCAGAUACAUCCUCUCCAGAGACUACCUGACCGUCAAGAUCUGGGACGUCAACAUGGAAAGGCAACCGGUCAAGACGAUUCCAAUCCACGAGCAUCUCCGGCCCCGGCUCUGCGAUACAUACGAGAAUGACAGCAUUUUCGACAAAUUCGAGGUUGUGUUCUCUGGCGAUGCCAAGAACGUGAUGACCGGCAGCUACAAUAACAACUUCAUGAUCUACCCGUCCGACCCGGAGAAGGAGGUGGAGGUUGUGCUACAGGCAGACAAGUCAGCCUUCAAGGCCAAGAAGGUUGGCGUGCCGACACCAAUCAACUCCUCAACAAGCCCUACUGCCAAUGGGGGCAAGAAGAAUGGGUCCCGAUCUGGCAGCCCUGCAGGUGCACAGAGAAUGCGCAAGGAGACAGAUGCAGACCAGAUCGACUUCAACAAGAAGAUCCUGCACAUGAGCUGGCAUCCAUUUGAGGACAGCAUCGCAAUUGCAGCCACAAACAAUCUGUUCGUUUUCUCGGCAUUGUAAACAUCUAGCAUACAAUCAUCGUCAUUUGAUGCGCCUAGCAAAAUUCCUUCAUCUGCCUUGGCUGUGUGCCACUGGGGUCCCCAACCUGCUCUCUCACGACUUUCUCAUCCUCUCCCUCUCGCGAUUCCCACUUACCGUUCAAACAUAUUGGCUCCUCCAGUGGAACUCAGCGUGGCAAUGAAUUUGGCAAUACUUGUUGGACUCUGUCACUGAUGCUCAGAGCCUGCAUGGAAGGUGAUAGAACUCGGCAAUCUGAGGCCGGGCAAGGGGAGGUUGUGUAAGCCCAGCUCUACAGCAUGCACCUGGAAGAAACACAACAGGUGCUGCUGGGGUGCUGCUGUGGCGAGGAGGGGGCUGGAGAAGGCAGAUGCAUUAGAGCUGGUGGAGAGGCAAAACAAGUCUGUUUGGCAUAGAGCCUCCUUCAGCCCACAGAAGACAAGAGACAUGAUUAGAAAGACUGGUUGUUUAAAAAGUGAUGAUAUAUGCUGUG